GAAAUUGCAUGAUACAAUUUGAUUAAUUUUUAUGAGGGGAUAUGUAAUGAUUUUUUUUUUAGUUACGAUAACAAGAAACAAUUAGUGUUUCAUUAAAAAUAGUCAUCGGUUAUUUUGUCGCUUCCUCGAGCGAUCGGUUUAAUUUGGAAGGGGAUUCAAUCGGCACGAAGGUGCAAUAAAAAUUGAUACGAGACAAAUAUUGGAACGUUGAAUUGCGUGAUCCGUAAAAGGAACUGCGAAUGCAAUAGAAACGGAGGUGUCAGCGAAAUUGCUAAUCGAUGCCACGUUCCAUAAUUUUCGAUGCCACGCGAAAUUAUUUCGCGACCGAACCUCGCCGUGGCAACAACCAUGCUCCUCCACGUCCCCUUCGUGAUAUUUUUCGCGACAAGUUGCUUGUCCAUUCCAUCGCCUAUCCCAGAAAUACCCUCGUUCUUGAAGAUAUGCCAUCAAAGUGAUCCGUAUCUUAGCGACUGUAUAAAGCAGAGUGUCAAUUCCUUGAAACCGUAUCUAAGAAAAGGUAUACCGGCCCUUGGAAUACCAACGUGUGAACCACUCCACUUGGACGAGAUCGAGAUCGAUCAAUCUUCCGGUCCGAUAUACAUCCGAGCGAUCUACAACAACGUGUCUAUAUUUGGAGGAACUAAUUUCGUACCUAAGAGUAUCAGACUCGACUUGGAUAAAAACGUGAUACGAUUGAAACUCUUCAUCCCACGAUUGGAGAUGGUGUCGAAUUACGUGAUGGAUGGUAGAAUCAUGAUGCUAUCGAUCACGGGGAACGGGCUGGGACACGGAAACUUCACCGACAUCGACGUAAUUGUCACGAUACAGAUGGAGCGAUAUCUGAACGAGAGGACAGGCUCGAUUCAUCAGUCUGUGGACGAUAUUUACGUAGAUUUCGAGAUCGGCCAUGCCACGGUGCACUUGGACAAUUUGUUCGACGGUGACGAAAUGUUAUCUAGCGCCAUGAAUCUUUUCCUCAACGACAAUUGGAACACGAUUAUCGCCGAGAUUAGACCGAAAUUAGAGGAGACUAUAGCGAUGCUGAUCAUGAAAUUCACGAACACUAUUUUUUCCGUGUUUCCGGAAAAUGUGUUGUUACCACCUUAGAAGUGAUGUAAUAGUUUAUUUUUCCUUUUUCCGUUUUCUUUUUUUGUUAAUGUUUAUAUUAUAUCUAACGAUUUUGCAAGAUUUUAUUAAAAUUUUUGUAUUUUAUACUUAAUUAAUUGUAUACAAUAUAUUUUAUACUUUAUACUAUAUCUUGUACGUCUUAUAUAUUUGUUUGAGAAAGGUGAAUAUUAAAAUUUAGAUUUUUCUUUUUUUCUUUUUCGAUCUCAACAAGCGAAACAUUCUUUGCUUUGCGAAUACUAUACAAUAUAUACGUGAUAGAAAUUCGCAACGAAUCAUAGAGGGCGUAAGAGACUCUUUUCUCGAUGUCGGUAUUUCAGAGCAUGGAACAAGUUUCAUGAAAUAUCUAGAUACUUUUACACUUCGUCCAUGAUGUAACGCCUUAAGGAUGGACGAAGAUAAUUCGCAAGACAAACGUGCAAGACGUGGAACGGUAUUGCAGGCGUCGUAUAAAUCGCAACAGUAGAUCAUUGAUCACUUAUUAAUGAUUAAUCCUUCGACAGAGUUUUGAAUUUCUUUCGAGAAACGAAUUUAUUUUUUCUUUUGGUUUUGAAUAAGGAAUGGCCAAACCUGUUUUCCAUAGUAGCGAAACUGGUCCACGUUUAAACGAAAUUAAUAUUUUUCAAUUCUUUGUCUUCCUUCUUAUUGAAAACCUGUUCCUUCUUCUUAUUUUUUCUUUUUUUUUCUUCAAGUAUAAGUUUGUAAAAUUGUCGGAAUUAGGAAGUCGUACAAAAAUUAAUAGAAUAAAAGAUUUAACAAGUAUCGAUGUCGACACACCUUUUUUUUUAAUGAGUUAUAAAUUGGGCAACAGCGACAAGUUCUUUCGGAAUUUCUUUAAACUAUGUGAAAUGUUUGAAAGUUUCAAGGUGUUCAAACAAAUGGCUGAAUCAUUAAAACCGGAAUGGGUGGAAACAUC
Molecule: messenger RNA, 2041 nt
Organism: Apis cerana (Asiatic honeybee)
Lineage: Eukaryota; Metazoa; Arthropoda; Insecta; Hymenoptera; Apidae
Product: protein takeout
Biological process (GO): multicellular organismal reproductive process
Source: RefSeq, a predicted model, not a curated record